Molecule: messenger RNA, 831 nt
Organism: Gamsiella multidivaricata
Lineage: Eukaryota; Fungi; Mortierellomycota; Mortierellomycetes; Mortierellales; Mortierellaceae
Product: putative thioredoxin-like protein
Exons: 4
Coding region: 1-831 (276 amino acids)
Source: RefSeq, a predicted model, not a curated record
AUGGCCUCGUCAAACUACACCGUCCUCACCAGCGACGAAGACUUUGCCAGCGUCUUCAACCCCUCUUCCUCUACUGUCUAUGCUCUGAACUUUUGGGCCUCAUGGGCACCUCCUUGUGCCCAGAUGAACGAGGUCUUUGAGGAGCUUGCCACCAAGAAUACCUCCAUCAGAUUCAUCAAGAUUGAGGCUGAAAAGUUCCCCGACAUCUCUGAAGAGUACGAAAUUGCCGCUGUUCCCAGCUUUGUCCUUGUCAAGGAAGGCAAGGUUGUCGAUCGUGUCGAGGGUGCUAAUGCCCCUGAACUUUCAAAGACAAUUGCAAAGUACUCAAAGUCGAGCUCGACCACCGCAUCGUUAUCUCACCCCUCUGCCGCAGCUGUCGGCAGCGCUGGCUCCCCUUCAGUUGCUCCACCAACUUUGUCGCCUGAGGAGAUGAACGCUAGACUCAAGGAAUUGACCAGUAGCUCCAGCGUCAUGGCCUUUAUCAAAGGAACACCCACUGCGCCCCGAUGCCAGUUCUCACGUCAGCUGUUGGAGAUUUUGACCGCCCAAAAUAUCCGAUUCAGCUCCUUCAACAUUCUGGCUGAUGAUGAGGUUCGGCAGGCCAUGAAGACAUUCUCAGACUGGCCAACAUUUCCUCAGGUCUAUGUCAAAGGUGAAUUCGUGGGAGGUCUGGAUGUUGUCAAGGAGAUGGUCGCAACGGGCGAGUUUCAGGCCUUGGUUCCAGCAGAAAAGGAUCUCAAGACGCGCAUGGAUGAAUUGAUCAACAAGGCACCUCUGAUGAUUUUUAUCAAGGGUAGCCCAGAGACCCCACGCUGCGGAUUUUCAAAGUGA